GAUGCUGGCAGGACAGCCUCCAUUCGAUGGAGAGGAUGAGGACGAGCUGUUCCAAUCCAUCAUGGAGCACAACGUUUCUUACCCCAAGUCCAUGUCCAAGGAGGCCGUCUCCAUCUGCAAGGGACUGAUGACCAAGCACCCAUCCAAGCGGCUGGGCUGUGGGCCCGAGGCGGAACGGGACAUCAGGGAGCAGGCGUUCUUCAGACGCAUCGACUGGGAACGCCUGGCCAACAGAGAGAUCCAGCCCCCCUUCAAACCCAAAGUGGGCGGCAAGGGGGCGGAGAACUUUGAUAAGUUCUUCACGCGCACCCAGCCCAUGCUGACCCCGUCCGACCAGCUGGUCAUCGCCAACAUCGACCAGAGUGAGUUCGCCGGCUUCUCCUACGUCAACACGCAGUUCAUCCACCCUCACUGCACAGCGUCGUAUGAGUGGACCGACGGCAGUGGAGAAGGAGGACAUGGAGAACGAAAGAUCGAGUGA
Gadus chalcogrammus (walleye pollock) is the source of this 481-nucleotide messenger RNA. RefSeq names its product protein kinase C alpha type-like. NCBI's taxonomy places the organism in Eukaryota, Metazoa, Chordata, Actinopteri, Gadiformes, Gadidae. The coding region runs from base 2 to 481 and encodes 159 amino acids. The transcript has 4 exons. Gene Ontology annotation, biological process: protein phosphorylation. Gene Ontology annotation, molecular function: ATP binding; protein serine/threonine kinase activity. The record is from RefSeq and is a predicted model, not a curated record.